GAACUCUCAAGCUGUGAUGGAGGUAGACCCAGAACAGAGGGAAAUGCUGGGAAAUCGGACCUCAGCUGGGUUUGAGGUGGGAGAAGACCACCAUGACACCUGGCCUGGGAGAAGCAGGGGCUCCUGGGAGGAGACGAUGCAGAAGAUCCUUGGUGAGGAGACCUUCAACCUGUACGUACAGCGCCAGCGCUUGAGGGAGUUCUGCUUCCAGCAGGCCGAGGGGCCCCGGGAAGUUUGCAGCCGACUCCACAAACUCUGCCGGCAGUGGCUGAAGCCGGAGAAGCACACGAAAGCUCAGAUGCUGGACCUGGUGAUCCUGGAGCAGUUGCUGACUGUCCUGCCCCCAGAGAUGGAGAACUGGGUCCGAGAAUGUGGACCGGAGACCAGUUCCCAGGCGGUGGCCCUGGCCGAAGGCUUCCUCCUGAGCCAGGCGGAGGAGAAAAAGCACGCGGAGGAACAGGUGGAGAGGAGGGCUGAGGUAGCCAGCGAUUUCCCAGGGACAGAGAAGGCCACGCAAGAAGCCCCAGAGAGGCUACUUCACAGAAAUGGCGGAAGUGCCAGCGUGUCACCAGGCGGUGAAAUGAUCCAGGAGCUUCAUCCCAGGCCUUCUCUUCUUGGUGAUGGAGUGAAAAUGCUUGAUGUGCAGUUGUUGGAUCAGGGUCCAGUGACCUUCGAGGAGGUGGCUGUGCAGUUCUCAGAGGAUGAGUGGGCACUGCUGGAUCCAGGCCAGAGGUCCCUUCACGAGGAAGUCCUGCAGGAGAAUUAUGGGAAUUGGGUCUCUCUGGGCGACUGGAGGAAGGGCGAGAAAGAAAGUGAACUGCAGAGUUGGGAAACUGAUGCACAAUGGAAGUGGGGCAAUAGACCUGUUCCUUCUCAUGGGGCCAGUUUCCAUGAAAUCCCAAGGCUUCAAGAAUGUCACACUGGAAGCAAAAGGAAUGCAAUGUCUUUAUGUGCAAAAGUCUUAACUAGUAAGCCAAGCCUUAGGACACAUCAAAGAUUGCACACUGUGGAGAAGCCGUGUAAAUGUUUAGAGUGUGGGAAGAGCUUCAGGUGGAGUUCAGAACUUUGGUCACACCAAAGGGUCCACACAGGAGAAAAACCAUAUCAGUGCUCUGAGUGCGGAAAAUGCUUCAGGGAGAAGAAAAACCUGAAGGGGCACCACAGAAUCCACACAGGGGAGAAGCCCUAUAAAUGCGCAGAAUGUGGGAAGAGCUUCCGAUGUAGUUCAGAGCUCUGGUCUCAUCAAAGGGUGCACACAGGGGAAAAACCUUACCAGUGCUCAGAGUGUGGAAAGAGCUUCACAGAGAAGAAAAACUUUAGAAUGCAUUAUAAAAUUCACACUGAAGACAAACCUUACAAAUGUUCAGUUUGUGGAAAGAGCUUCAGGGAAAACAAAAACCUUAUCAUACAUUACCGAAUCCACACGGGGGAUAAACCUUUCCAAUGUACUACUUGUGGGAAGUGCUUCAGUCAUAGCACAAACCUUACGAGGCAUCACCGAGUCCACACUAGGGAGAGACCGUACACAUGUGCAGUGUGUGGAAAGGGUUUCAGUGAUAGCAGAACCCUGAGGAGGCAUCAGAGAAUCCACAUGGGGGAAACACCAUAUACGUGCUCCGAGUCUGGACAGAGCAUUGAGUACAAAUGUGGGAAGAGCUUCAAUCGGAGCACGAACCUUACGCGACAUCAGCGGAUCCACACAGGAGAAAAACCGUAUAAAUGCUCAGAGUGUGGAAAGAGCUUCAGCCAGAAGAUGAACCUUACUCGACAUCAGAGAGUGCACACAAAGGACAAGCCCCAUGAAUGCUCUGUGUGUGGAAAGGGCUUCAGCCAGAGCACAACUCUUCGGAUACAUCAAAGAAUUCACACAGGGGAGAAACCUUAUACAUGCUCCGAGUGUGGGAAAAGCUUCCGUCAGAAGAUCAAUCUUACGAGACAUCAACGAGCACACAAAAAUGAGAAGCCAUAUACAUGCUCAGAGUGUGGAAAGAACUUCAGAUAUAUCUCAAGCCUUAAUGAUCAUCAGAGAAUCCACACAGGUGAGAAACCAUAUAAGUGCUCAGAGUGUGGAAAGAGUUUCAGCCAGAGCACAAGCUUCACUUACCAUCAAAGACUCCACUCAAGAGGGAAACCAUUUGAAUGUUCUGAAUGUGGAAAGAGUUUCAGCCAUUGCUCAAACCUUAAUGAACAUCAAAGGAUCCACACUGGAGAGAAACCAUAUCAGUGCCCAGAAUGUGAUAAGACUUUCAGUCAGAAGAUAAACCUUACUAGACAUCAGAGAGUGCACACAGGUGAGAAACCAUAUAAGUGCUCAGAGUGUGGAAAGAGGUUUAGUGACAGUUCAAGUCUUACUUCCCAUCAAAGAAUUCACACAGGAGAAAAACCAUACAAAUGUUCUGAGUGUGGAAAGAGAUUCAGUCAACUCACUAACUUUACUUACCAUCAAAGAAUCCACACAGGAGAGAAACCAUAUAAUUGCCCUGAGUGUAGAAAAAGCUUCAGUCAGAAGAUAAAUCUGAUUAGACAUCAGAAAGUCCACAUGGGAGAGAAUCAUGUGGAUGAUAGAAAUGUUUGGAAUGUGGGAAGAACUUGA
Varanus komodoensis (Komodo dragon) is the source of this 2593-nucleotide messenger RNA. RefSeq names its product zinc finger protein 345-like. The coding region runs from base 17 to 2593 and encodes 858 amino acids. The record is from RefSeq and is a predicted model, not a curated record. Gene Ontology annotation, biological process: regulation of DNA-templated transcription. The transcript is spliced from 6 exons. Lineage: Eukaryota; Metazoa; Chordata; Lepidosauria; Squamata; Varanidae.